Rhodamnia argentea is the source of this 943-nucleotide messenger RNA. RefSeq names its product non-specific lipid transfer protein GPI-anchored 10. The coding region runs from base 206 to 796 and encodes 196 amino acids. The transcript has 3 exons. The record is from RefSeq and is a predicted model, not a curated record. NCBI's taxonomy places the organism in Eukaryota, Viridiplantae, Streptophyta, Magnoliopsida, Myrtales, Myrtaceae.
UGAUUGACUGUCUGGCCAGAUGAUGAUGACAGAACUGAAGUUCAUUUCCAUAAGAUGAAGGUGUACAGCCCAGAAAUGGAGCAAGAAAAGUGUGUUUGGACUAUGGAAGAACAUCAAACAAGCAUGAAGACACCCUCAUGCUCAUGCCAUGCACUUGAUCGAUUAAAGCCUCGUCUGUUGCAAACCCAAUUCAGAAACACAGAUAAUGGCCACUCUCCCCUUCAACCUCCUCCUCCUCCUCCACGUCUCCUUCUUGCCCCUUCUUCUCAUAGGGAUCCCCGCUGCCCUCUCGCAGGAGCCCGCCUCCUCAAGCCCCGCGGUUGCCUCAUGCCAGCCUCGGCUUCUGUCGCUGGCCCCCUGCGCUCCCUUCGUGCAGGGCGCUGCCCUGUCGCCGUCCGAGCCAUGCUGCGACAACCUCGGCCAGAUCUACACCCAGCAGCCAAACUGCCUCUGCCUCCUGCUCAACGACACGUCCCUCGUUCCUCUGCCUAUCAAUGGCACACGGGUUCUCGAACUCCCCCAGCUCUGCAGCCUCCAAGCUGAUGCCUCUUCUUGCUCAGGCCUAGGAGCGCCUGCAUCUCCAAGCGCACCAGGUCCACAGGUCUCUGUAGGAGCGAGGAGGACCAACAACUCCACGGUUGCUGCUUCGCCGGUCGUGGAGGUGACGCCGAGACCGAGCAUCAUCAGAUCUGGCCCUGGCCUGAGCAGCGGCACGAUGCUGGAUUGGGAAGGCCGGCCCACCUUUCUUGUGGGGUCUGCGGUCGCGAUCUUGUUGUUAGCACAAGUGUUCUAUUGAGGAUUUACCUUUAAUAAAGUUUGGUAUUAGGAGUGCGCACGAAGGAUUAAUCUAUGCCGACCGAUUUGUGGAGUGCUAUUACCGGUUAUUGUUCCUCCUUUAUACGAGAUUAUUCGCGUUUAGCUUUUAUAUUUCGGGAUUUCUCAC